Molecule: messenger RNA, 312 nt
Organism: Durusdinium trenchii
Lineage: Eukaryota; Dinophyceae; Suessiales; Symbiodiniaceae
Source: the annotation of a GenBank genome assembly
AUGUUUUUCUUCGUGCCCUUUUUCUUCGGUACCCGUCGUGUUUUGGGCUCGCCGGCCAUCACUCGCUCCCCUCUCACCGCGCCAUCGAGUCGUUGGCCUCGUGCUCAUCGGCUCGGCCGUGGCCAGUCGCUCGGGUGCCGCCAGGCCAAGAAGAUCCUCAACAUCGGCUCGGUGGCGCCCAGCAAGGACGUCGUGCGCGAAGCGCAUCGGAGGUUGCUGAUCGCCAACCACCCUGACAAGGGCGGUUCCACUUACAUUGCCUCGAAGAUCAACGAGGCGAAAGAGGUGAUGUUGGGGAAGAAAUCCACCUGA